AUGAGCGGCCCGAAGGACCUGAAGCGCUGGCUCGACCUCCUCGGGCGGCGUCAGCGCAGCCUCCAGGCCCUCCAGAGGGGGGGGGAGGGGGCGUACAACCUGGCCGACUUCCCACGACCGCAGGCCUUUUUGAACGCCUUGCGUCAGGACACCGCCGCGAGGUCGCGGAUCCCCCUGGCCGACCUGUCGCUUUUCGGCACCUUGGCGGCGAACACGGGGAUCAGCGACGGGCUGCCCUCGAGCGUCCGGGUCGAGGGGUCGUCCAUCCACUUGCAAGGCGCGCUGCUGGACUCGAGUCUGCGGCUGCAGCCGGCGAACGCGAACUCGGAGUCCACCACGACGCUUUCAGGGGACCUCAUCAUUGGGUGGGGGACCGAGGGGGUGAUGAGCGAUCGGCUCAAAGAGCACGCCGUCGUCCCGUUGUACGUCGCGCCAGACCGACAAACUUUUCUACUUUCAUUGAGUAUACCGUCCAUCAGGGGAUCGGAUCCCAUGACCUUUUCCAUGAACGGGGUCGCGUGCUUCCUGAUGGAUAUGUAA
This is a messenger RNA of Phytomonas sp. Hart1, 540 nucleotides long. Lineage: Eukaryota; Euglenozoa; Kinetoplastea; Trypanosomatida; Trypanosomatidae. The record is from the annotation of a GenBank genome assembly.